Molecule: messenger RNA, 677 nt
Organism: Mizuhopecten yessoensis (Yesso scallop)
Lineage: Eukaryota; Metazoa; Mollusca; Bivalvia; Pectinida; Pectinidae
Product: 39S ribosomal protein L20, mitochondrial-like
Exons: 5
Coding region: 83-544 (153 amino acids)
Biological process (GO): ribosomal large subunit assembly; translation
Cellular component (GO): ribosome
Molecular function (GO): structural constituent of ribosome; rRNA binding
Source: RefSeq, a predicted model, not a curated record
UCACCACUUUUUCAGUAGUGUGAUUUCCAGCAAACAAGCAUGGCCGACAACUGAUUAUUAGCACGAUAUUCCCGAUAUAAUUAUGGUUUUUCUAACUCCACUAAACCUUGCAAGGUCAAGAGGACCGGAUAGAGCAUGGAGAAAACGGAUGUAUUUACGGAUGUCAUGGCUGUAUUACGGGAGAAAGAGACAGUGCUUUUCCAUUGCUGUUAGAUCUGUAAGGAAAGCUAUGAUGUACUCGACAAACUCAAGAUAUAAAAAAAGAAAAGUAAUAAGCAAGAUAUGGAGAAUGAGGAUAGGAGCUGCGUGUGGAGAACACAGCCUUGAUUAUUCUACCUUUAUGAACACACUGGCCGAGUCGAAUAUAGCAUUGAACAGAAAGGUUUUAGCAGAUCUUGCCAUUUAUGAGCCGAGGACAUUUCAGAGUCUCACGGUAUUUGUGAAACAAAGAGUGGAAGAAAUGGGACUAACAGAUGCUCUUAAGCCGCGAACAGAACGUGUGUUGACACGGGCAAUGCUGGACCUCCCUAAAUCGUGUGUCUAGGCAGGGUUAAUUCUUCUGUGUGUUUGAACAAGAAACAAUAUGUCACAUUGACAUUGUAUAUACAUAGCAAAUGUGUGGACUUCAUCUGACUGAUUGAUGGUUGAUAUUGUGAUUAAAGUUGUUUGUUGUAAUG